Emiliania huxleyi CCMP1516 is the source of this 1113-nucleotide messenger RNA. RefSeq lists its product as hypothetical. The transcript has 5 exons. The record is from RefSeq and is a predicted model, not a curated record. Gene Ontology annotation, cellular component: cytoplasm. NCBI's taxonomy places the organism in Eukaryota, Haptophyta, Isochrysidales, Noelaerhabdaceae. The coding region runs from base 1 to 1113 and encodes 370 amino acids.
AUGACCACGCUCCGCACAUUGCUCGCGACGCCGCUCGUCCUCGUCGCCCUGCUCGCCGCCACGCCCUCCCGCGCCGUCCGCCUCUCCCCCGGCGCGCCUGCGUCGGCCGCUGCGCGGCCACGCUUCCUCUUCCUCUACCGCGACACACUGCCCGGCCACUGGCGGAGCGAGGUGCGCUCUGUCGCAGACAUGCUCGGCUUUGGCGGCGAUGAGCUCGCCUUCGAGCCCAGCCGGCGGGACUCGUUCGAGUACGGCAGCGGCCAGCGGGCGUGGGAGCGGCUUGCCGAGGCCGUCUGUGCGGCGGGCGCCGAAACGCACCGGCGGUGGGUCGCGCCGCUCGCCGAGGACAGCUGGUGCGUCGAGAUGCUCUCGGCGGGGCGGCAGAAGCCGUACAGCGAGCCGGCCAAGGCGCGGCGGGAUGGAGCCGCGCCACUAGACCCUCCCAGAGACUUCGCAACCUUCAGAGGACUCCUCUGCACGACCACGGCGCUCUCACCCCCGCCGCCGCCUGUGGUCGCCAUGCUCGAGGACUACGACGACCCGACGGGAAGAGGCGAGCGAGGCGAGCCGGCCGCCCUCGCUCCUCCGCGCCGCCUGUACCUCGGGCGGCGCCUCUCGGCGGGCGCCUCGCGGCUGCUGCACGACUUCCGCCUCUCCGCCCGCGGCUACCUCGGCAGGACCACGCUGCCGCCCGAGCUUGCCUUUCUGAUGGCCAACGAGGCGCGCGCACGCCCCGGCUGCGCGCUCCUCGACCCGUUCUGCGGGACGUGCUCCACUCUCCUCUCGGCCGCGCGCUUCGGCGCGACGACCUUCGGCGUCGAGGUCGACGCGAGGGCGGGCGAGCUGUACCAGCCGCUGCCCGCGCGGUGCGCGAUGCUGCUGCGGCUCGCCGCGGCGCGGUUGCGAGUCGGCGGCCGCCUCGUCUUUCUGCUGCCCGUCCCCGCCGAGUGCGCUGCGCCCGCGCUGCCGCCGUCCGACUGCCUCGUCCUCGAGUCCGCUUCGAGGCACGCCGUCUCGGCGAGGAUGCACCGGUACUUGCUCACCCUCCGCAAGGCGCGCGAGGCCUCCGCCGCCGACGUCGGAGAGGCGCGCGUGUCGACGCUGAGCACGUAG